Messenger RNA from Ichthyophthirius multifiliis, 1035 nucleotides. RefSeq lists its product as hypothetical. The transcript is spliced from 3 exons. Gene Ontology annotation, cellular component: membrane. Gene Ontology annotation, biological process: sodium ion transmembrane transport. Lineage: Eukaryota; Ciliophora; Oligohymenophorea; Hymenostomatida. The record is from RefSeq and is a predicted model, not a curated record.
AUGAUAAUCCAUAUAAAAGAUAAAGAUUCACCAAUAAUAUAGCAACCAUUAGUAUUAGAUAAAGAAGUACACUAAAGAGAUAAAUUUAAUAAUUAGUUUGAAUAUUUAUUAAGUGUUUUAGGAUUUGCAGCUGGCUUUGGUAGUGUUUGGCGUUUUCCUUAUUUAAUUUUUAAGAAUGGAGGAGGAGUUUUUUUAAUUCCUUACAUGAUAUUAUUUUUUUUAGUUGGUGUUCCUUCUUUUUAUUUCGAAACAUCUAUUGGAUAAAUAUUUUAAAAAGGUCCUCCAUAAAUAUUUUAAAAAAUUCAUAAAAAAUGGAAAGGAUUAGGCUUUUUGCCAAUAAUAAAUACGGCUAUUAUGUCCACAUAUUAUAAUUUGAUUCUCGCUUAUUCUUUUUAUUAUUUAUGGGAAAGUUUUAAGUUUCCACUUCCUUGGAAAAUAGAUGAAAACUUGAAGCAUAUUUAACCAUGGAACAAAGAUUUUUUCUAUAAUAAUGUAUUAUAAUCAACUGGAUCAAUUAAUAAUUUAGGAGGCAUUGUAUGGCCUUUGUUUUUUUGUUAUGUAUUAUCAUAAGUGAUUGUGUAAAAAAAAAAAAAUUAGUUUAUUUUUUAUAAGUUAAUUAAAAUAAAUAAUAAAGGUUUCUUUGUAUAUAAAAAGGAGUUUCUGUUUCGGGAAAAAUAGCAUUAGUAACUGCUACAUCUCCUUAUAUAUUGCUAUUUAUACUAUUAUUACGUGGUUUAUGUCUCGAUGGGGCUUCUUUAGGAAUUUCAUAUCUUUUUAAACCUGAUUGGUCAAAAAUAGCAAAUCCUUAAGUAUGGGUAGACGCUGCAAACUAGAUAAUUUUUUAGAUUUCUACAGGCUGUGGUACAUUAGUUUUUUUUGGCUCAUAUCGUCCUUAAAAUUAAGAAGUAAAGAAAUCAUCAAUAUUUAUACCUUUAUUAACUAUUUUAUGUGGUUUUUUGUCUUCUUUUGUUGUUUUUUCUUAUAUGGGAUAUAUGUCAUAACUUACAGGAAUAAAAAUUAACGAUAUUCCUUUGA